AUGAGUGACUUUUAUUUUCAAGCCCUACACUGUGGUUCCUGCCAAGAAAAAUGGUUUUGCUGUGGGAGAAACUGCUACUAUUUUUCUGAAGAAAAGCUAACCUGGGAUGAGAGUGUGAAGAUAUGCCACAACAAGGGUUCUUCACUUGUAAAGAUUGAUGACAACAAGGAACUGAAUUUCAUUCAAUCACAAAUGAAAUAUGCUUACUGGGUUGGAUUAAGUAGAAAAGGAACCAUGCAUGAGUGGACGUGGCAGGAUGGCACAGCACUUGCUAAGAACCUGUAA
Messenger RNA from Ochotona princeps (American pika), 285 nucleotides. Its product is annotated as natural killer cells antigen CD94-like. NCBI's taxonomy places the organism in Eukaryota, Metazoa, Chordata, Mammalia, Lagomorpha, Ochotonidae. The transcript is spliced from 3 exons. The record is from RefSeq and is a predicted model, not a curated record. The coding region runs from base 1 to 285 and encodes 94 amino acids.